AUGGGGGAUAAUGAUCCAAAAAAUAUGAAUUCUUCUACUACUCCGAAGCCACGGAAUGAUUCUGGACGAAAUGGUGGACGACCAUUGCAGAAGGCUUUACGUACGCUUUUUGUCAAUGGUAUUCCCCAAAAAAGCAACAAGAGGGAGGCUCUUCUUUCACAUUUUCAAAGAUUUGGGGAGGUUAUUGACAUUUAUAUUCCACUGAGCAGUGAAAGAGCCUUUGUUCAGUUCUCCAAAAGAGAAGAGGCAGAGGCUGCUCUGAAGGAUCCUGAUGCUGUGAUGGGAAACCGCUUCAUCAAGUUGUGGUGGGCUAAUAGGGAUAGCAUCCCUGAUGAUGGCAUCAACAGUGGCAAUGCUGUAUCAGCAGUUUCCCGUGGUGUUACAACAGCUUCUGUUCCCUCACAGCCAUCUAUUACUGAUGGAGCAAAGGAAAAUAUCUCAUCUGCACCUCUCAAGGUUAGUACAUCUGCAUCUGAUGUUCCAGUGCCUGCUGCUGUUCAGCCUAAACCUGUUGUGGUAGAUGGUCCCAAGGCUAUGCCUCCUGUGCAAAAGAAGCUAGAGAAUUUGGAGCUUUUGAAGGAGGAACUCCGCAAAAAGCAGGAAAUGCUGGACCGGAAACGGGAUGCCUUCCGCCGCAAGCUGAAUAAUCUUGAAAAACAAGCUAUAUCAGUUAAGGGUGAAGCAGCUGCUGACCAAGCUAUUAAGAGACAUAAAGUGGGGACAGCAACUGAUGUUGCGAUGGCUGCUAGUCCACGGCCCACAAAUCGUAGUACUACCAGUGAAAGACCAGGUGCUGAAAAGACGUUGGAUAAAAACAAUUUGAGGGAGAAUAGUGCAUCUCCUAGUUCAAAAACAAGCUCAAACCAGAUGUUACAGUCACCCAGGAAUUCGAAGCAGCUGAGUCGUACAUCUGCACCAAUAGGGCCUCCUUUUCCGGUGAAUAGGUUCAAGUUGGACAACCGUCCUACUGCGUUUAAAAUUCUUCCACCUUUACCAGCUGAGUUUGCAAAUGUUGCUACCUUGAAGGAACAUUUUCAAUCAUUCGGUGAUCUGGCCACUGUUGAACUAGACAGUUCGGACUCACAUGCUGGAUUGGCUGGGUUGGAGCCAUCAGCAAAUUGUUCUGCUCGUAUAACCUUCGCAACACGUCGUGCAGCUGAGAGGGCAUUCUUAAACGGUAAAUGCUGGCAAGGCCACAGCUUACAGUUUACGUGGUUGGCUACUUCCAGUAAUUCUGGCAAUGAGCAGGGCGGCAGAGAAAAUUCUCCCAUUCCUAAUCCCGGGGUACCCCUAGAUGCUGAAGUUCCAAGUAAGACAUCAACAUCUGGGUCUUCUUCAUCAACUACAGGUAAAUCAGCAGGCACUGGUUCUCAGGAUGUACCUGCUGCUGGGGAUGGUGACUCUAGGAACUCUCAAGGGAGAAAGAAUGGAGCCGAGGGUAUGGAAGUGGUAGAAGAUUUCCCAUCCAGUUCUACUGCCAUGUCCUCAAGUGAGACUCAUUCACCUAAAGGUGACAUUCUGAUGGUUGAGGAAGGUGCAAAUGUCAGUUCUCUGCAUUUAGAGCAUACUGACGUGGAAGGAUCCAAUUGUGUGAUUGAGGGAGCGUGACCAUACCGAUGCACACGGGGAACAUGACAAUACCAAUGCUCACAUGUGCUUCUCAGCGGGGUCAACAUCUUAAUUUAGACAGAUCCUAAUUGUAAUACCUGCAGGUAUUAUUCAUGAAAUUGAUAACCGGCAGGUUUUGUAUCUACCCUUUCAGUUUACUUUAGCUGUGAGUAUUUUUUUUCUGUUUUUUUCUUGAGAAGAAUAUGACGGAAAAGAGAAAAAGUAAACUAAUCUUCAUCUGGCUGAGGAAAAUUUUCCCUGGACGUGAGCAGCAUUAGUUCAUAUGGUCUGGUUGCAGGCCCUUGUUCAGAUCCCAAUGUACUUAUAUUACAACUGUUAUAUCAGCUGCAAAUAUUUUUAUGGGCUUAAGGUGGGUUUAAUUUGUCCCCAUCUUUUUGGGUCCUCUUGCCAGAAAAAUUGAAUACAAUCAGUUAUUACAUUCCAGUUCCA
Molecule: messenger RNA, 2058 nt
Organism: Macadamia integrifolia
Lineage: Eukaryota; Viridiplantae; Streptophyta; Magnoliopsida; Proteales; Proteaceae
Product: zinc finger CCCH domain-containing protein 41-like
Exons: 4
Cellular component (GO): nucleus
Molecular function (GO): RNA binding
Source: RefSeq, a predicted model, not a curated record